This is a messenger RNA of Cladophialophora immunda, 505 nucleotides long. RefSeq lists its product as uncharacterized. Bases 1 to 489 code for a protein of 162 amino acids. The record is from RefSeq and is a predicted model, not a curated record. Lineage: Eukaryota; Fungi; Ascomycota; Eurotiomycetes; Chaetothyriales; Herpotrichiellaceae. The transcript has 2 exons.
AUGGCAAACGUCUUCGACAAGCACAAGGACAAAUUGGCAGGGGUGUGGUCGCUGAUAUCAGCCGAAAUGUACGACUCGGAGGGCCCUGAGCGAAACUUCCUCGACAAGCCCUACGGCGACGACCCGCAGGGCAAAGUGGUCGUCUCAGCCUCGGGCUUCCUGCUGGCGACGCUGGUCGCGCCGCCGGGCCUGGAGCCGAUCGCGUCCGCCGACCCCACGGACGCAGAGCUGCUGCGCAUCGGCCGCCACCUGAUCACGUACGGCGGCUUCAUGACGCUGUCGGAACAGGACGACGGGUCGCUGCUGUGGCACACCAAGGUCGAGGUGGCGUGCAACCCGAACUGGAUCGGCAAGUUGCAGACGAGGGUGGCUCGCUUGAGCGAGAAGGACGGCGAAAAGUACAUGACCCUCAACCCGGUCAAGUGGUACACGCUAAAGGAUGGAAGACAGGCACGAGGAGAAUUCAAGUGGCGCAAGAUCGGUUCUUGAAUGGCCGCUGGUUGUU